This is a messenger RNA of Lactuca sativa (garden lettuce), 1005 nucleotides long. The record is from RefSeq and is a predicted model, not a curated record. NCBI's taxonomy places the organism in Eukaryota, Viridiplantae, Streptophyta, Magnoliopsida, Asterales, Asteraceae.
AUGGAUGCAGCGAGGAGGAGGGAAAUCGAGUUGCAGACCCAGUCCAAGAGGAAGGCCAAUGACACCUCCUCCAAGACAUCCGGAGAUGCCCAGAAAAAGCAAAAGCAGUGUGGUAAGUCAAGGUAUGAGUACAGGCCGUCUUCAGGUCAGGGCGAGAAAAAUCCGUUGAUAUGCUACAACUGCAAAAAGUCAAGGCAUCGUUGGAAGAAUUGUAGGGCUCCCCCUGCGAGUGCAGUUCCUCAGAUUACUUCUGCUGCUCCUGUCUGCUAUCACUGCAACGAGACGGGACACAAGAAGCCCGAUUGCCCGAAGUUGAAGGCUGGUAAAGGAGGCGGGGGUACAAAUCCUGCAAUUGCAUCGUCUUCUAAGGGACCCACUAUGGUGACACGAGGUCGUGCUCACCAGAUGACUGCGGAUGAGCCGGUGAUUACCAUGACAGUGGAAGGCACUUAUUUGCUAGAUUCUGAGCCUGUUGUUGUUAUGUUUGAUAGCGGUGCUACCCAUUCUUUUGUAUCUCGCACGUUUAUUAAUCGUUUGGGGCAUAGUAUCGGAAAAUUGGCUCGCCCAAUGGUUGUCGAAGAUGCCGACAACCGCACUAUUUAUGUCACCGAUGUUUAUCGGGGUUGCACUCUCGAGUUUUCUGGAGUUGAAUUCCCUAUUGAUCUUAUCCCUAUUGCGAUGCGAGAGCUCUGCGUUAUCGUAGGCAUGGAUUGGCUUGAUGCGUUUGAUGCGGAAAUCCACUGUCGUAAGAAGCAAGUUCGUGUUCGAAACCCUAGAGGUGGAGAACUUAUUAUUCAGGGGGGCAUUCCCCGCCUGGCUAUGGCUUCUUGCUCUUCUACUAUAGCACUAGACGACGUUCCUAUCGUUUCCGACUUCAACGAUGUCUUUCGGGAGGAACUCCCUGGCUUGCCACCUAUUCGGGAGCUAAACAAGUGCACAAUAAAGAAUAGGUACCCGUUGCCACGUAUUAACGAUUUUUUCAAUCAGCUUCAGGGAGCGUCUUAG